GCUUACCUGCAUGCCCUUGAGAGGUCGCGCGGUGUAUUUGAUGGUGUCUUAAUAAUGCAAAGCUUGCAAAAUGCACCUCAGAUUCAUUCAACUGCCGGUGCAGUACCUAUUAAAAAUGAAAAAGGCCAAUUUUAUAUGGUAAAGGUUAAGGUCCAGCGCUAUGUUGCCGGAAAGAAACCUGAUUUUGCUUCAAGCUCUAGUUCUGAAUCAGAAGAGGAGCCAACUGUCAAUGAUACCGAAGAAAUCAAGGCUUUUUCAUCGCGGUCCGGAUUAAUCAGAGAUCGUUUCAGAGGGCAGGAGAACUCCAAGUCGACAGCAGACGGAUCUGAUCAACCAACAGCUGAAGAGUUAGCUGACCCUAGAUUCAGGAGAUUGUUAAGGGCCAAGGACCAACUGAGCCAAAGCAGCGAGGAUGAAGAAGAAACUGAUAGGGUUACUCGUCACAAAAAAUACCGAAAAUCUGGUCAUUAUAGUGAGGAAAGUCCUCAAAAUUCUAAUGGAGAGGAUGCUGACGAAGAGGACGUUGAUGAAGCAGAACUAAUGAGGAGGCGUGAACUUAUUCGUAAGAAAGCAUUGGCUGCUCAGAUCAAUGCUGAAGUAGACAAACAUUGUGGGGAUGGAUAUAACGACACUGGCCACGAAGACGUGGAAGCAGAGGAUGAAUUGGGUUAUUCGGAAGAGGAGUACACAAGUUCAGAUGAUGAAGUAGCUCCUAAAUUAAAACCAGUCUUCGUACGUGCACGUGAUCGAAUAACUUUACAAGCUAAACAUAAGGCAGACCAACUUGCUCAGGAGACCGAAGCAGAAGUAAAACGACUUGCAGAAGAACGUCGUAGAACAACACUUAAGCUACUAGAAACAGAACUACGCCGUGAAGCUGAAGAAGCUCACGCAAUUGAAGACGCUCUUGACGCAAUAGAUUCUGAUGAAGGUCAAGGCAAUCCCCAAGCAGAACAAGAAGAAUAUGAAAAAUGGAAGGUUAGGGAACUAAAACGUAUUCGACGAGAACGUGAGAUUCGGGAGGCAGCGCUACAAGAAAAGGCUGAAAUUGAGCGAAUACGUAAUAUGACUGACGAACAACGACGUGAAGAAUUCAUAAGAAAUCCAAAAGUUAUCACAAACAAAACAGCUAAAGGAAAAUACAAGUUUUUGCAGAAGUAUUUUCAUCGGGGAGCUUUCUAUGUUACUUCGUUGGAGGACAAAGUAUUUCAACAAGACUUUACACAGCCUACUCUGGAAGAUCAUUUUGACAAAACAAAGUUGCCUACUGUUAUGCAGGUUAAGAACUUUGGUCGCGCUGGUCGGACUAAGUAUACACAUUUGGUUGAUCAAGAUACAACUGUAUUCGACUCACCAUGGUCAACAACCAAUCCACAAAAUAUGAAGUUCCAGUCAACUCACGGUGGAGGAUUUAAGCAAAUAUUCUCGAAACCUGGUUUAUCUAAACAGAAGAAAAAGACAGGCUAGCACCUUAAUUAUGAUAAUGUGUAUAUAUAUUUAGCGAAACAGCAAGUCGAGUUUUCCUGUUUUCACUAAUUUUCGAUUUUUUUCUGUCCAUGAGUAUGUACACAGUUGAUGCAAAUAAAUAAUUGUUUAUUUUAGAAUUUAUGUUCGGUAAAUACGUUGCUUGAAUAAUUUUUUCUGGUUAGCGUUUUUUUAGCGAGUUAGUUUUCUACGGGAUUAUGUACAUGCUAUUCCGUUUCAACAAAGUGUUAUUACUUAAUUUAUUCACGUUAUGACUAUUCGGAUUUCUUUUUACAUGCAUUCUCAUCAACCACGUAGUAACUUAAUCAAAGUUCACAGGCUUACAUGCAUAAAACGUUUUGCACGAAAAACAGGUAUAAAAAAUAAUGAAUCAAACCUAGUUUUUUUUAAUAUUCUUGGUAGUGUACUAGGGAGAAUAACCGGAGUAUACCCGUUUUGACAUAAGCUUCAUGCGCUUACAUAUUUUGGUAGUUGUAUUUGUUUGUUAAUACUAAUCUAUAAUAAAUGAUUAACAGUCAACAAGUGAAUCUUCUGGUAGAAAACCAAUCUAUGGGAAAUCAUACAACGAAAGCGUUGUCUCUACAAGCAUGUCUAUGACAAAGUCAAAUAAAAAUGGAGAAAGCGGAAUACUCUGACAAUCACCACUUGAAGUAACCGAUUCCGAUCACAGUUCACCAUAAGCUCUGACUCGACCAGUAAUGUUCGAGUAGAGAGUUUGUACGAGGUUAAUAUACUUGUUUGGUACUCCUUCUAAUAGAACACUGCCGCAGGACCUCACGAUCAACGGAAUCGAAUGCCGUUUUGAGGUCAGGGAAUACAACUUUAGUAGGACGUCGAAAAGUAUGUCUAUGUUCCAGAAUCUCCCAAGGUACCAGUAUUCAGUCUAUACAUGCGCAUCCAGCUUUGAAAUCAGCCUGGUUUUCUCGACUUUGCUCAUCAAGAGCUCUUGCUAGACGUUAAAGUAUUAUUUAGGCUAAUAUUUUAGACAGUAUAUUAGCUAAACUGAUUCCUCUGUGAUUGUCACAAGAGAGGUUUUGUUCUUAUAAACUGGGAUGACAAGUAAUCGAGACCAAUCAGACAGAAUUACGUUCAAUCCCCAUAUUUUAGCUAAUGUAUCAGUUAAUCUAACUGCGAAAACUGAGCCACUAUCCUUAAAAAUUCCAGGGGAUAGUUCAUCAGACCCUGCUGCUCUCCCUCGCUUUAGAUUACUUAUAGCCAUUCCAACCUCACUAAGAGUUGGAGGACACGCAUUAAUUCCCUAUUUAGGUUACUAGGGGAUAGUAAGUAAGUGAAGUGUGGCUGAAGGCCUGUUGAACUGUCUCCUAGGUUGCUCUGCUCAUUGGUUCAAUUUCCUGGACUCUGAGUGAAUAAUAGUUCCAUCUUUUUCAGAGAUCUUUUAACUAACAGCCAAAUUUUUAAUGCCCGUUUCCUUGAUAGGUCUGAACAGUUGUCCAUUGUUAUCUAUCGCUGCUACUUUUCCCAUCUCUACGUAGCCUUCUAAUCAGCCUACUUUUAAACUUCUUCCGCCCCUCAUCGUGCCCGGAGCCAGACGGGAUGAGGUUCCGAGCAUCUAUCAAUGCUGUAGCCACCUCUUAAAUCCACUGAUUUUCCUGAACCUUUUGGACUAAGCUACUAAUAGAUAUCACUACCGUCCCCACAGCUUUUUAGAUAUCAUACCAAGCUACCUCAGGGUCACUAUCACUUCCAAGGUUGACUAAUUCCUUUAGUUGCCCCUGAAAUAUAUUCUUAACUUCUUCAUCAUUAGGUUGGAUUAUAAGAGGUUUUCUUGCUGUAGCUUUUCUACUUCCAAUAAGACUCAGACAAAUACGUGCUCGAACUAGAGUAUGAUCCGAGUCUAAACAUGUGGUCCAGGGUGUGUGAUAGUCUUCAAUCGAGCCCUUCCAGCGAUGGGUAAUGUGGUAAUAGCAAUGUGAUCUAUUCGAGUCGAUUUUGGGGUCACCACGUCGGACGAUGCUAUCGCCUUUUCUCGUAUAUCGUCGUCGACUUAAAUCACGUUAGUCAAUAACGGAAUUAAAUAAGUCGAAUAGCGAGAAUUGAUUUGUGAAUACAUAUAUUUUGUAUAUGAAGCGAAUGAAACAUAGCAAAGCAAAAUGACACGCAGGGAAAAUGGCUGGGAAGCCAACUCCAUUUUAGUCAAGCGUUACUCAAUAUUUAUAGUCAGACAAAAUAAAGCUACAGACAUGUGAAUAAUAGGAUAAGAAGGGCACACACAUAUACGCUCAUAUAAAAACAGUCUAGAUUGAUAAGCGAAUAAAUAACAAGGUCAAAGUAUGGCUCGAGUAGAAUGAAUAGAAUGGGAUGUCCGAAAGCUAGAAUAAGGUAUAUGGGCUUAAUAUAAUAACCGACACUACACUAUACCUAUACUAGCGAGGUCGCAGGAAGUUUUAUUGGGGUCUCUAGAUACUGGAAGGGUAAAUCGUGGUGGUUCUUCAUAUUGACAAGGUGAUGUCGUAUUACUGACUACUUAGAUCCUGUAUGCGCGUUUCGGAGACGCAGCAUACAUCGAUGGUGCGAGACUUUGGUCUGAGCGAACGAAGCCUGUUGCCCUAUCUGACACAAGAUUCGAACAUUUAAAGCUCCAACAUGGAGUUUAGAGCGUGGUUUUAGGAGACCAGGAAUGACAUUUCGUAAGCUCAAAUUAUUAGCAUUGCUGGCGUGUGGUAAUAGUUAUAUGAGGAGAGUUAGUCGAGGGGAUAGAAUUACUGAGAGGUGAUCAUCAACAAAAUGACGUGAGGGUGGACCCGACGAAGAAUCUAAAUUAGUAUUGUCAUUAACGACCUGGAAGCGCUGCCACAGAGCCUAAGGCCGUGUGAGUACGAGAUUUUUAUGCAAAGAUUUCGAUGUGUCAGUUCCGCAUUUCAAAAGGCCUUACCACCGGAGACGGAAAUUCAUGGGGUAAGGUGAGGUUUUUAGGUCCGACCUUUUCUAACCCCUUCCUUCCGUUGUGAGAAACCAGCAUCGCUGCAAAUACUGAUUGUUCGAGUAAGACACCUCACUGCUGUCACACCUCUGUACAGUCAGCAGUAUGACUUCGCCCUCGGGUCUCAAGCUGUUGCCUUUAGUCUUACUGUUCUCCAACUGACAUAGUGUGACCUAUAAGAACAUGUUUUCCAGACAAUAUAGCUCGGUUGAGUCAUCAGGAUAAGCAAGCCCGACCACCAAGUUAAGGUAGCACCUACGGUUGGGAAAUAUAUACUUAGAAUUAUUUUCUACUAUGUUUUCAAUAAUAAUAAUAAUGUUCUUUUAGGGGUGCAACGAGUAAAUGCGCUGACCAUUCAAACAUAAUGUAGACAGGCUUCAACUCCAAAACUUUCUGGCUAUAUUUGAAGCUAUGCUUAUUUAACAUACCUAUUUCUAUAAUCAAGUAGAUUUAAAGUGAUUGCAGUGAAUAGCUACGCCUAAACUUUUUUCUUUGUCUUAUAGAAAACAUAUCCAUGUAACAAAAUAGAGACAGUUCCGUCAAUCGGUCUGUUUCGCUUAUAUACUCGUCUCUCAAGAUAGCAAAUUCUCGGUUGAAAACUCGUGCUGUAUUUGGUUUAAUAAUGUUUUCGGACGUUGUAAUCUUCAAUGUAUAGUCUGAAGCGUUGCUUCAGUAGAUCGGUAUUAAUAGUCCGUAGAUCUAAUUCCUUAAUACUGUUUACGGAAGUUUUAUUAAAAAUUGUGGGUGAUAUUGUUACUAAUACGGUAUAAUGACAGAUAAAAGGAGAAAGUUCAGGAGCAAGAAGGUUUUUGUGACGUUGGCAGUGUGAGGAAAAAUUUCUUUGAAUGAUUCACCUGUUCACCAAUUUCACCUGUAAGAAAGUACAGUUCGUGUGAUUUUUCAAAGUAAUGAUAAAUGAAUAAUAUUAACCAAUUAUAUAUUGAUGUAAUGAAAAAGCCAAAGCAAUAACAAUACGGUGCAAUCAGUUUUCCUGACAAUUUGGUUAUAUGUUUAAAUUUAUUUUGAACAGUACAAUAUGAUAUCUGUCAACUCAACUUGUAGAAGCUUAAAUCCAAAGGGUUUACUAAGAAAUAAACAUUAUUUAUAACAUCGGGCGUAAUAGUAUCGCAUCGAUAUAUAUAAUGUAGAUCACAAAAAAUUAACUUUUAGAUUCAUUGGAUGAGUACUGAAGAGAUAAAGCCUUGAGGUGAAUAAGAGACUUCACCGAUGUUCUAUGGACUAUGAGUCGUGAUGAACAAUUCUAACUACCUUGCAAUUUCAUUAACAUUUAAUUUUGCCAUUUUUCUUAGGGCAAUGUUUUCAGCUUAGAUUUUAAAGAACCAAAAAUUGCGUCUCCUUGAAUAUACAUCAGUUUUCUUUGGCGUUAUUAGUACCAAAUUAAUGAGUGAUAACGAAGCAUAAAAUACGACUUGUUGUUUACACAAACAAAUAUGCCUUAAAACGAAAGGAGUAUUAUAUUUGGUGGUUUUCUUCCCAGACUGACACCUACAGGAGAAUCAUUGGAACACCGGACAUUUGUUUUGGCACACUAUGGAAAUCUUCAUUAGUAAUAACCAACAAUCUGCAGCCCUCGCAGCGAACGUGUUACCUACAGAUCAAUACAUCGGGAUUUGAGAGGAUAUAUUUUAAAUCCGGUGAUAACUUUUAUCUAAGUUCUAAAAUUAUUAUCUGUAUGUAUAUAUUAGUGCGAUAAACUACUGUAACUUAUAAUUUAUCUCAUCAAUAACUAAAUUUACUAAUUAAUCUACAUUCUAAUGACAUUCUUCAGAAGUUUAAAACCUGUUAACUUCAAUACUGAAUCUGUGGUUGCUUUUGAUAAAUAAAUGAGCUGAGUAGUCUUAUGAUCAAUUCUUAAUUAUAGCAUUAUUGAGAUUCUGCUAAAACAAAGACAAAAAGUAUCUAUAAUAAGGAGGGGAUGAACGCAAGUGAAUUCCUGAAAUAUUAUGAUUACUCUUCAAUUAUUUAUCAUUCAGUUUGAUUAUUUGACUGACGAUAUGCUGAUAUUUGUCAGUUAGAUUGUUUCGUGUCAAUCCUAGUGAUUUAUCUUGAUCAUCUAAAACUUUACAUUUUUUAUAUUAUUGUUCCUUAUACCUGUUUGUCAAUUAGGUGUUUUAAGAUACUUAGAUAUAUUCAAUUCAUGAUCAUCUGAAAACAACAAAAUAGAACUGAU
Molecule: messenger RNA, 6617 nt
Organism: Schistosoma curassoni
Lineage: Eukaryota; Metazoa; Platyhelminthes; Trematoda; Strigeidida; Schistosomatidae
Source: the annotation of a GenBank genome assembly